Messenger RNA from Stereum hirsutum FP-91666 SS1, 1415 nucleotides. RefSeq lists its product as uncharacterized. The transcript is spliced from 2 exons. The record is from RefSeq and is a predicted model, not a curated record. The annotation marks the transcript as partial. Lineage: Eukaryota; Fungi; Basidiomycota; Agaricomycetes; Russulales; Stereaceae.
CACCAUCGUGCUCUCAAUCUAUCUCUAUCCCAUUUAUAUAAUCCUGGGCUUCUGGUUGUACAUCUGGACUUUUUGACAGCUAUCAAAUAUGCACCGCGUCCUCAGCAUUGUGGAAAUACUACGCACGGUCUUUGACUUUCUCGACGAACCCUGCAACGCCCGUAACGCCCGCGUCUGCAAGAAUUGGACUUCAGUUGCUCUUGAUCAUGUCUGGGCAGACGCGGAGCCGGACGUCUUUCGGUCACUUUGUCCCAUGCAUGUCACAGAGUCAACACCGGUGGACGAUGAAGACGGCAUUACCAAGAUACUGACAUUCUCCCGCCGACCACUUCUCAAUGACUGGAUUCCAUUCCUCGCCAACGCUUCCCGAGUGCGCACUUGGCACGACCGCUCAUCCACGUCUGAUUACAAGCUGUCGCGUGAAGCCAUCGCUGACAUUGGUAUUACGCGUCCUGCAACUCCAAAUUUUCCGAACCUAUCGGAAAUGUGGAUCGGGACUGAUGAAUUAGAGCCCUUUUUCAUGGGAGAAUCAGUCAAGCAUCUGGAUGUCGUUGUCAGACACGUUCCUGAAGAGGAUGUCGCCGAAUCACGCACUACCUGGGUUUUCCAGAAUGUGGCCGACAGGUUACCCCACUUGAGCGAACUGUGUAUCAGUUACCUCGAUGACGAUACUCCAAACUACGAUGGCCAAAUCAUGGCCCUACUCGAUAACGUCCCUAAGCUUCAGAAGCUCACCCUUCCAAUCAUGUGUUUCGAUGCAAAGAUCGCUUUCACACUCGCCAAUCACCAGGACCUUCACACAAUCAAGUUAGACAUUGAAACACCCAUCACGUUUUACACCUGUUCGCAGGACAUACGCGUCAUGUUCAGCCGCGUGCUACCCCUUCCCAGUGGAGCCUUUCCUUCGCUUCACACUAUCGAGUUCUCCUCUCCCAACCUUAACGACGCUUCGUCAUUCCUCUUCCAGCCCGAGUCACCGCUACGCAACUUAAAGCAGUUGUCGGUCCAUAUGCGAACCGUGCCCUUCUCGGAGGAAAUCGGUCGUUUUACAACAAAGCUCGCGACCGAAUGCCCUGGGCUCAAUGGACUUAGUCUGGCGUUCCAUGCGCUAAAGUAUGACGACGGGGUCCAGCUUGUAUCUACCCCCACCCUCGAGUUUCAGCAUUUUGCUAUCGUCUCUCAGCUUAACAGCCUCACUUCCCUAACCAUCCGCCAUCCACAUCCUAUUGACAUGGAUGACGAGGACGUAGCACACCUCGCUAAAGGCUGCCCUCACCUACGAGCUCUAUAUCUCAAUCCCUAUCCCGUCGCCACGACGCGCCCUCGGAGCACUCUCCUCGCCUUGAAACAUCUGGCCGAUCACUGUUCCGACCUCAGAUCCGUGGGUAUAUAUGUCGACGGGACCGUUACUGUCC